GGUCUAGGAGGUGUAGGUGGCUAUUCACUUUGUGACAACGGCUGAUGGAUAAAUGACUUGAUAGAAUACAUUUGAUUGACUCGAUUUGGUUGAUUUACACCAAAAGAGCAGAUUAAAAGGAAUCACAAACGAUGGAGACUUCACAGAGGUCUUCCAUCCUAAUUUCUAUAAUAGUUGUGCUGAAUAUCAUUGUAUGGAUGGUUCUGAUGUCAGCAUUGGGACUAGGUGCUAUGCAUCUGAAUGACUGCCCCCUCCAGCCAUACAUCCCUGUCUAUCUGCUAGUGAUUGGUGCUACAUCCAUAGCAUCUCUGCUCCUGGUCUACUUCAUUAACACACUGGGGCCUGGCAUGCUCAGCCUGCUGACAUCCUCCUGUGUCAUCCUACUUCAACUCUUCAACCUGGUGUGGUUUCUUACAGGGUGUGUGUGGGUGUACUCCAUCUUUCCUCUCAACUAUGAUGCAACCACUGGAGAGAAGUACUGUCAGAGGACCAUCUACUUGUUUGCCUUUUGGUUCAACAGCUUGGGUAGCAUCUGUAUGGACAACGCACAAGUCAGGGAGCUCGUUUCAAAAUGCAUGCAAGCACGGGAUAGGGCCUAUUGCCCGUACAGCCGGUUCCCGGUCGGUGCCGCCAUUUUGACGGCAGGUGGGGCUAUAAUAACAGGCUGCAAUGUGGAAAAUGCCUCUUAUGGACUGACAGUGUGUGCUGAGCGAACAGCAAUACAGAGAGCUGUGGCAGAAGGACACAGGAAGUUCACUGCUAUUGCUGUUACAUGUGACAUCAGAGACAGUUUUGUGGGGCCUUGUGGAGCUUGUCGCCAGGUGCUCAUUGAAUUUGGAACAGAUUUGGUUGUGUACCUGACUAAGCCAGAUGGAUCGUACAAAGAAACCAGCCUCAAAGAAUUGCUCCCCCUACCUUUCUCACCAGCGCACCUAGGAAAAUAACAGACACAGCACAUAUCCCAUAGUUACAUAGUAACAGAGAGUUAAUCACUAUAGCCUACAGUAGUUAAUUACUAUAGCCCACACUGUACAGAAAAGUAAACUGUAUAGAUAGGAAAGUUCAUAUACUACUACUUCCAGCACCAAUAUUACUUCUGGACACAUUCUAUCUAGGUCCAGUGGAACAAUCAGAACGUUAAAUUUAUCUAAAUUUAAUAAAACACUUUUGUUUGAAGACAGAGAAAAAUGUUGUUCAACUUCACUGAAAUGUAUGUUCACAUUCAAUAAA
This is a messenger RNA of Esox lucius (northern pike), 1230 nucleotides long. RefSeq names its product zgc:103586. Gene Ontology annotation, cellular component: cytosol. The record is from RefSeq and is a predicted model, not a curated record. Gene Ontology annotation, molecular function: zinc ion binding; cytidine deaminase activity. The coding region runs from base 132 to 944 and encodes 270 amino acids. The transcript has 9 exons. NCBI's taxonomy places the organism in Eukaryota, Metazoa, Chordata, Actinopteri, Esociformes, Esocidae.